AUGGAUAGCACGCCGACAGCCAAUUUAUUACCCGCGCGGCUUCGGCUGCAGCGGCAGAGCCUGUCGUCGUACAGCUCUGAGCAGCGGGACGCCACGCCGGUCGCCGGACCGUCGCGCCUAUCGCCUCUCAACGCGCUCGGCCCCAAGACGCCCUUCUUGGACACUGCCGACGACGACCAGUCCACGCCGCGCCUGGGCGCCAAAGACCGGCUGCCGUCGCCGGACACGACCCGGAGCGUGAACAUCCUCCGCCUGCGCUCGCUCGUCAGAGGAGGCGGGGAUGGAUCCACCACCCAACUGUUGAACGAACAAGCGCCGUCGGUGACCACCGGAGACACGUCCGAGUUCGAGCCACCGCCGCGCUGGAACGGUGGGAACGCGUCCAGCACGUCUUCCCACCGCCAGUCCGUCCAGUCCUUGUUCUCCCGCGCCCUUAGGGACACCCCGCCCAGAAAGACGCCCGGCAGGAGAAAUAGCAUCGAUGCUAGUGAUAUGUCAGACAGCCCGCACGUGGAGAGGGUGGCACAGGAGCGGGCGAGGCACAGAGGCAAGCGGAAGAGUCUCAGCGACGACGAGGCGGGCAAGGUCUCUGUAUUGCUGGAGGCUCAAUCUAUGAAGGGCGCAGAAUCAUCGAACCGAUCGCGUGCUGCCGAGCUUCAUGCUCUCCAGGACAGACUCGCAAACUCGUUCCCCAAGGGCCAUCCCACGGAGGAUCAUUCAGACCGAUCUGCCUCUGACAUGUCUUUGUCGGACGGCGAUGGAAAUACGGACAUUGGAAGCGAAGAUACGGGCGAGUUUCUGCGGAAUCUGAACGGGCGAGACCAUUCGGCAGUUUCGCAGGUCGCGAACAAUACGCAGAAUACUACUGCUCUGCGGUCAAUGGCGUUUGGGCUGCAUACCCGCAAUGAUUCGGACCUAUUGGAAGCGGAUUCUGAAAUGCAACGGGCAAUGGGCGCUAUGGACAGCUUUGACAUGGAGCCGUCGCGGAACGAACGUCCCAUAUCUUUCCCGCCGGCAAGACCUUCCAAAAGUCCAGGAUUGGCGACCAGACCGCUCGCUAUGCUCGGUCGGGCGGGAUCUCUGACGGAAAAUCAGUUGAUGGGAAACGCUUCACGCAGAGUCUCUGGGGAGCUGUCAAGGCGACACAGUGCCGAUGUGGAGAGCUUAGCGCCGUCUAGUCAACCCAGUACACCCGAUAGGGAUAGGCAUCAACAUCACCGCAACUCUCACUCGCAUUCGGGCUCUGCACUUCCUGGGCCUCGCUCUCGACGCAGCAGCAUUGUCUCACUGGGGGAACGUGAUCUUUCAGUAGGCUCAUCAAUCGGCUCAAUGGGAGACUUGAGAGACCGGAUAAACGGCGAAAAGACCGAGCAUGACCAUGAAAGGGAGCGUUCAUGGAACCGGCCGAAUAGCAGCGCCGCAUCUGCGUACCUCCGACAGCGACUCAGCUUCCCUCCCCGCUCCGGCUCUUCUCUCUCCUCCAACUCGACCCACUCCACACCCGACCGCUCUCAACACUCUUCACGAGCGCCUACUCCCGACCCAGAGGAGAUCCACGAACGCGAGUUCAACUGGAAUAACCCUCGGCCCGAGUGGACACAUAGCCGAACGCGUACGCUAAGCGGUGAUAUUGGCUCUCCGGGCUCGCCCUCCCAACACCACACGCUUCCACCUCGCUCCCGUACGCACAGCACAUCAUCUCUGACACACGCCCGCCGACCGAGCUCGGCGUUGUCAACGAACUCGUCCAUCUCCACUCACUCCCGCCCGAGCACUCCCGACCCCGAACAAGAGCGUAUUCGGGAGCACAACUGGAAUAACCCGUCACCGAACUGGAAUCGCCCUCCGCCUCGCCGUUCGCUUUCACCUUUACCUCCCACCCCUUCCUCAUCUGCACGUCCACGAGCAAGCUCGCUCUUAAGCGCGCAAACGCCCGAUCGACCGAGUUCGCGAGCGUCUUCGCCCGUACCGCCACCCGACAGCUCCGACAAGCAACAUCUACGCGAACGGAACUGGGGUUCGCAUACGCCGAACUGGUCUGCGUCAUCUAUACACGCCUCUCGAAGGAGCAUGUCACCUCUACCGCCCCCCUCACCUUCACCUGGAUCGCGUCCUGCGCCAUCACCGCGUCCUUCACCGUCGCACGCGCGUGUACGGACACAAAGUUUUCCGAACAAACCCAUAAGCCCGGGCCCUACGCCUCCACGCGCCGGAGGGUCGAGGAGUAACUCGUCGUUGGGUGUCAGUCCGCCGACGUGGCCUGCUCCGCCCAGUCCCAGCCCACCACGGCCACUGGGAAGGAGGGAGAGUGCACCUGCAAGGGGCGCGGCAAAGGAGGCGCUGGCAAGAGUCAAUGGCUCGGCCAGCAAGACCAAUGGGAGGGAAUCGCCUGCUCUGCAUCAGCGCAAGGAUCCUGCUUCGGGGAUCGCGAAGCCGACGGGGAUACCAAAGCCCGGGUUGAGCUCCAUCAAGAGUUGGUCCUUCCCUCGUAAAGGCGCGGCCUCGUCCGUGCAGGAUAGCGAUGUCGAGACUGAGAGCAUGUCGUCGCGCUCGCCAUCGCCUGUUCAUACAUCCAGCCGCGGCGCGAGUCACAUUCCUGUGCGUUCACCCAGCAGGAUCCCACGCGCGGAGAGGGCAGUACCUGGCACGCCCGCUGAGGAGCCUCCAUCGAGCAUCUUCCGAAGAGGUCACAAGAGGGCGGGCACGGAGUUCGCGGAGGCGAAUGGUGCGAUCCCGCCUAGGAUCGUCGUGGAGGAGAGCGACCCGGAGGACGAAGAUGAGGUGCGGGCGUCGCUUGAGGACGAGGGGUAUAGCGACGAUGGGCAACACCUUGAUCCGUCUGGUGGGGGUCUUGAGCCGUUGAGGGAGAGUGAUGAGGACGGUAGCACGCCGGUGUUGAGGCCGGUGCAUAUUCCGGAGGUGGAGGAGGUUAGUGGAAGCGAGGCGCCUACGCCUACGCAGGCCGAACCCGCUUCUACAUUCGAGUCCGAACCUGAACCUGAGCCGGUAUCUGAGGCCGAGUACGAAGGUCAACCUCAGUCCGAGGCCGAGUCCUCGAGAGAGGAGGAGUCACUCCACGAGCCACUGGCGGCAUCGACUACGCCCGAUACAACACCAGCCUUUGUUGACCCCGAACAGGACUCCGAAGCCCCUUCAUCGCCCUCUACACCUCCACCCGCACAACCAACAUCCUUCUCAGACCUCAUGACUCCCCCUCGCCGACCAUCGCUCUUCCACACGCCCGCGCCGAGACCGCCAUCGCCCUCUCCGUCGAAGGGUCUCCCUGAUCUUCCGCCACCGCCUUCGGACGACGAAGAGGAACCCGCUCCACCACCGACACAGCCGAACUUCUCGCUCAUGAAGACACCACGGCCGCCGGGUGGAUGGAUCUCUACACCCGCGCCUGCGCCUGCACGUUCCGCAUCGACCGAGCCGCCCUCUCAACAUACCAAUGGCCGCGCACGCUCAAACUCGACCGGCAGCCCUGCCGAGCCUACGAAAGGAGUUCUGAAGACACCUGCGGCGCUCAAUCGUGCAAGUACGCUCCCGACACGCACACCUGCGCCGCCCGGAGGAUGGAUCAAUACACCUGCUCCGAAUGGUGUACCUGCGACGGAUAAGCGGAAGAGCGUGAUGAAGGUCCGGUUCGAGGCUCCUGGGCCGAGUACGAGUGAGAGCGAGGUGCAGGAAGACGCAGGAGAUGAGACCGAGCGCGAGGAUGUGUCGUUGUCAUUAUCGUCGAUGCCGCUUCCGGCGCCGGUGUUCGAUGCCUCGUGGAGCGUGGUCAACACGCCUUCGAAUGUGAACGGCAGCGAGCAGUGGGGAGACGCCGUGGCGGACGGCUCGCUCUCUGAACCGUCUUUCGCGGGCGUCGUGUCGUCGUCACCCGCGGCAAAAGAGAAUCAGGAGCCGUCUACGCCUGCUCCUGCGUCGGAGAGGGAGAAGAAGGUGCGCAAGUCGCCUAGCGUGAGGUUGUUGGAUGAGUAUGGGAGGGAGAAGAGUAGGGAUCCGGAGGCGGCGGCUGUGCAGGAGAAGGAGGCUGCUAAGGAGAAGGCUAAGGCGGCUAAGCUGGAGAAGGAGAGGGCGAAGCAGGAGGAGAGGGAGCGUGAACGCGAGCGGGAGAGAGAACGGGAGGCGGAGCGUCAGCGGGAGCGGGAGCAGGAGAAGGAACGGAUUCGUCAGCAACAGCAGGCUGUCAAGGAGCGCGAGCGCUCAUUGCGCAUGCCCGGCGGUACACUGCAGACGCCACGAAGCAAGAGCUCAGUCCGUAUGCUCGACGCUAUGGGUCGCGAAGUCGAGGACGACGAGCCCGGCUCGGACUCGACGAUCACCGAGACGCGUAUGACUCGCUCGCAGGCCAUCGAGCGCAUGCGUCGCGCUGUGACAGAGCUUCGUGAAGGGUUGGAUAGCGCCGACAUUGAUAGCUCAGAUGAGCGCAUGGAUGAUGCACGUUUAGCGCACUACCACGAGAUCUCCCGGGCGGCGAGGGAAAAUCGUGACCGGCUGGCCGCUUCCCUUCGUCAAGCUCAACAGCAGAAGGGCAAGACGAAGGGCUCGUUGUGGUCGAGGUUGAUUCCCAAGGCCUCGCUAUCUGCCCGCCAGUUACUCCUGAUAUCCUUCACCAUCUUCUUCGCCCAAUGCUUCCUUGCUUUGUACAUAUACCGCCUCUCCCACCGACACGCCCGCGACACCUUUCUCUCUACCUACUACGACCCUUUCCACCCUGCUCUGUACCUCAAUCCUGACCGACCCGGCGAGCAGCAAAGCAAGAUGGCUUAUACCUCUCGAGUCGUGCACACCACGAUGUCUUCGGUCUCCUCCGCCUUUCAGCGCGCGUGGAGAUCUCGGGCAUCUGAACAGUCGAGCUCGUGGCCCCCGACAUGA
Messenger RNA from Peniophora sp. CBMAI 1063, 4884 nucleotides. The record is from the annotation of a GenBank genome assembly. Lineage: Eukaryota; Fungi; Basidiomycota; Agaricomycetes; Russulales; Peniophoraceae.